CCACUUCUUGUGUACUGUAGGGAGCCAAGAACCAUGGUGUGGUGAUGCCUGAUGCCAACAAGGAGAACACUCUGAACCAGCUUGUGGGCGCGGCGUUCGGGGCAGCGGGACAACGCUGUAUGGCUCUGUCCACAGCCAUACUGGUGGGCGAGACGCGUAGCUGGCUGCCGGAGCUGGUGGAACGUGCCAAAGCUCUGCGCGUGGAUGCAGGAGACCAGCCUGGUGCAGAUCUGGGGCCUCUGAUCUCUCCCCAAGCCAGGAACAGAGUCUGCAGUCUGAUCCAGAGCGGCGUGGAGGAGGGAGCAAAGCUGCUACUGGAUGGCCGAAAUAUUAAGGUCAAAGGUUACGAGAACGGCAACUUUGUGGGACCUACCAUCCUCAGCAACGUCACACCUCAGAUGAAGUGCUACACCGAGGAGAUCUUUGGGCCCGUGCUGGUCGUUCUGGAGGCAGACUCCCUGGACAACGCCAUCAGUUUGGUUAACAAGAACCCCUAUGGCAACGGUACAGCCAUCUUCACCACAAACGGUGCCACCGCACGCAAAUAUACUCACGAGGUGGAUGUGGGCCAGGUGGGAGUCAAUGUUCCAAUCCCGGUGCCGCUGCCAAUGUUCUCCUUCACUGGAUCGAGGGGAUCCUUCAGAGGGGACACGAACUUCUACGGAAAGCAAGGCAUCCAGUUCUACACACAGAUCAAAACCGUCACCGCACAAUGGAAAGCUGAAGAUGCCACCUUAAAAAGUCCUGCCGUUACCAUGCCUACCAUGGGACGCUAAAUGCUUCAUCCAGUCGCUGCUGAUUACUCUUGUAAACCAGGAGCCGUCAAACGCUCCACUUGCAAAAGCAGAUUUAUAUGUCACCUGUGAAUAGCUCAUAAAUACAAGUUAAAAAUAAAUAAUCCCCAGAUUAAAAGACUUUAUAUUAGAUAUGUAUAUGUGGCUAUUGUGCGAGGGGACAACACUAAGGCAAUCCAAAAGUUCUGUAACAUUAUUGGGUCAACGUCAUUUCCUGAAAUACAGCACCUGCUGAAACUCUUA
This is a messenger RNA of Neolamprologus brichardi, 1037 nucleotides long. The record is from RefSeq and is a predicted model, not a curated record. Lineage: Eukaryota; Metazoa; Chordata; Actinopteri; Cichliformes; Cichlidae.